AUGCCGGCAGAGGAUGAGAUCAUGGAGGAAAAGCCUGACAUAAAGGAGGAGGUAGUGCCUUUCGCGACGGUUUCGAUUCUGCAGCUUAUCAAAGAGGCUCAAGCGCAGCAUGGUUUGAGACAUGGUGACUACAAUCGCUACCGGACAUAUUGUGCGGAUCGUCUGAAGAGGAUGCGUGGUGCCGAGAAGCUCACCAACAAAUACAAAUGUGUCAAGAGGCACAAGGCAAAAUUCGAAAGAAAAGUGAUCACCGAGGAGCAUUUCACCAAUGAAAAGGUUCUUCAUUUGAUGCUUUUCGAAUGUGAACGACGCUGGGCAAAGGCCAUGAAUGAUAAGACUUUCCUCGAGGAUAAUCCGCAGUCACGUCGUCGUCAAGGAAUGAUGAUGAAUUUGAAACGCGCUUUGCACCAUGCAACUCAAAUGGAAGCGCUUGUUCGCAACUCACCUCGGUGUGACGCUCCAACGAAGCUUGAGGCUCAGGCCUAUUUGGUCUAUCUUGCUGGAAUGGUGAAAUUCGAGGCGAAACAAUGGGUAGAGGCACGAGAAAAUCUUAAGGCAUCUCGUACUGUUUAUGAGCGUUUAACCGAGGCCACGCAUAACACGACUUUGACCAAUUUGUACAAAGCUAGAUGCCGUGAAAUCCAGCCUCAACUUCGUCUCUGCGAGUUCAAUUCUGAGGAGACGGGGGCGAAGGUGGCAAAAAUUGGCGAGUUGAUGGAGUUACGAAUGCAGAUUAAUGAUACGGAAAGCAUUGAUACUCUGAUUGCUGAAAUGCGCUCUAAAGCUUCUACCGAUGAUGUGAUUGAGAUUACUUUUGGAGGAGACAAGGCUACUGUGCUGGAUGAAAAGGCUCGAGCAGUGAUCCUUGCAUGGAGACAAGCGGACAAGGAAUUAGCCGAGUGUCAGGGACCUAAAGAAAAAAUGGCUCUCUAUGAAAAGCAAUUGGGUGAUACUCGAGAUGCGCUGGAUAAGAUGAAUGACUUGAUUCGACGGAAAACGGCUGAGAAUGCUGACACAGAAAUUCUACAAAUUGUCCGUUCUUAUCUGGACUUCUUGAGGCUUUCACGAACCGCUGAACGCUACUUGGCCAUGAUUGAGAGUACAAAGCUUGAGAAGAAGUAUCGCCCGCAAGAUCUUCUUCGGUUAUACGAUUCGGUCAUUGAGAUUUUCAAAGAGAUUAAAGAGAUUAAUGGUGCUGCCAGGGAUUCUACCUUGAUAUCUGCAUACAACACUCGAAUCGAAUAUUAUCGGGCAUUUAGAUGCCAUUAUAUGGCUGCCGCUUAUGCACAUCUUGGAAAACCCAACGAAGCGUCAGCUCUCUUCACUCGAGCAGAAGAACGGAUAAAGCAAGCCGAAAAGUUGGUAAAGGCAAUGGACAAGAACAAUGCCUACUUCACAGAGAAGAAAGAAGCUCUUGACGAUCUUCUCAAGCAAAAUGCAAGCGCUCGUGCACUUGCUAAUUCUCAACGUCUUUCAUCAGCUUUGGCCGAUUCUUCUAAAGCGUCGGUCAUUGAUGAUCGGCCGUUGGUAGAGACUUUGGACGAGUGGCGACGAUUCCCCACGGAAACAGCUGAAUUGCAAAAGGUGAAGGUAAUGCGUCUCCCACCGGCACCACUUCCCAUGCCCGCUAAACCCGUUUUCUUCGAUCUCGCUUUCUAUGAUGUUCAGAUGCCCGAUUUGUCGGCUCGACUGGCUCGUAUGGAAGAAGACCGAAAAGCGUCACAGCAAAAAGGUCCUCAAAAAGCUCAGGGUGGCGGAAAGAAGGGUGGAAAAGGUGCUGCGGCUCAGCAACAAGCUUCACAGCAAGCGGCUCCUGGCGAAGAGGGUGGACUCUCAGGAAUGGUCAAGGGAUGGUUUUGGGGUAAAAAG
Molecule: messenger RNA, 1869 nt
Organism: Mesorhabditis belari
Lineage: Eukaryota; Metazoa; Nematoda; Chromadorea; Rhabditida; Rhabditidae
Source: the annotation of a GenBank genome assembly